CUUUUCCCUCACCUUCGCACCCAAUCUGCACUGACAUCGCCACCCGCGCCUCGAAGCCCUCGGCCGUCUGCUUGCGCUUGUCUGGACGGGCUACUAAGGCCACGUUCCCCCCCAACCCACCCCUCCGCAACACAUACCUGAGCUACCGAGAUGCGGUUGGAUGUAAAGAGGCAGCUUUUUGCGCGCUCAGAGCGUGUCAAGGGCAUGGACUUUCACCCCACCGAGCCAUGGAUUCUCACCACCCUGUACAGCGGACAUGUUCACAUCUGGUCGUACAUUUCGCAAUCGAUUGUCAAGACAUUUGAGCUUACCGACGUCCCUGUUCGCGCCGGUCGCUUCAUUGCCAGGAAGAACUGGAUUGUAGCAGGCUCCGAUGACUUCCAACUGCGCGUAUACAACUACAACACCUCGGAAAAGGUGACGUCGUUCGAGGCACACCCCGACUACAUUCGCGCCAUCGCCGUCCACCCAACACAGCCCUUUGUUCUGACUGCCAGUGAUGACAUGACAAUAAAGCUUUGGGAUUGGGACAAGUCAUGGAAGUGUGUACAAGAGUUUGCUGGCCACCAGCACUACGUUAUGGGCAUUGCCAUAAACCCCAAGGACCCCAACACAUUCGCUUCCGCCUGUCUCGACAGGACCGUCAAGAUAUGGUCCCUCGGCAGCGCGACACCCAACUUCACUCUCGAGGCGCACGAGACCAAGGGUGUCAACUUCAUCGACUACUAUCCCCAGUCGGACAAGCCGUACCUGCUUACCACAUCGGACGACCGAACGGUCAAGGUCUGGGACUACACCACAAAGGCGCUCAUCGCAACACUCGAGGGCCACACGUCGAAUGUCAGUUUUGCGGUAUACCACCCAGAGCUCCCUGUCAUCGUCUCUGGAUCCGAAGAUGGUACCAUCAAGAUCUGGCACUCUUCAACCUACCGGUUAGAACAGUCGCUGAACUACGGACUGGAGCGCGCGUGGUGUGUGUCAUACCAAAAGGGCAAGAACGGCAUCGCGCUUGGUUUUGACGAUGGUGCUGUUGUCAUUACCAUGGGCCGCGAAGAGCCGGCAGUCAGUAUGGACGGUAGCGGAAAGCUGCUCUGGGCCAAGAACAACGAUAUUCUCACCUCGGUUAUCAAGGGCAGUGACCAGCUCAAGGACGGAGAGCGGCUUACUCUUCCCAGCAAAGACCUUGGCUCGACCGAGCUGUAUCCACAGGCGCUGCUUCACUCGUCCAAUGGGCGGUUUGUGGCCGUCUGCGGUGAUGGCGAGUACAUCAUCUACACGGCGCUCGCUCUCCGUAACCAGGCCUUUGGUUCCGCCAUGGACUUUUGCUGGGCUUCGAAGGAGCACGACAAGGACUACGCCAUCCGGGAGUCAUCCACGAGCGUCAAGAUCUUCCGCAACUUCAAAGAGCGAAGCGUGCUGAAUGUUGGCUUUUCUGCCGACGGCCUGAGCGGCGGUGUGCUGCUCGGUGUCAAGGGCCAAGGCGGCAUCGGCCUGUUCGACUGGGACACUGGUGCUUUGGUCCGCAGGAUAGAGGUGGAGCCCAAGGAUGUUUUCUGGUCUGAGAGCGGCGAGCUUGUGACGUUGGCUACGGAAGACACAUUCUAUGUCUUGCGCUACUCAAGAGAGAACUACCUUGAGGCGCUGCAAAACGGUGAAGUUGACGAGGACGGUGCCGAGUCUGCGUUCGAGGUCGUGUGCGACAUCAACGAGAGCGUUCGCACCGGUACCUGGGUCGGAGACUGCUUCAUCUACACAAACAGCACGAACCGCCUCAACUACCUUGUUGGUGACCAAACAUAUACCAUUUCGCACUUUGACUCACCACACUACGUCCUUGGAUAUCUGCCUCGUGACUCGAGAAUCUACGUUGCCGACAAGGAUGUCAACGUUGUUUCUUUUGCCCUGUCUCUGGCAGUGGUUGAAUACCAGACACUAAUUCUCCGCGGUGAUCUUGAGGCUGCCGAGGAGACUCUGCCGUCGGUGCCCAAAGACCAGAACAACAAGAUUGCGCGCUUCUUGGAGGGCCAGGGGUACAAGGAAAUGGCGCUCAAGGUUGCGACUGACCCCGAGCACCGCUUUGACCUUGCUCUGUCUCUAGGCGAUCUCCAGCAAGCCGUUUCGAUUGCGCGAGAGCAAGACACGGAGCACAAGUGGAAGACGGUUGGUGACGCUGCCUUGAGCAACUGGGACGUGCAACUUGCGCAGAAAUGCUUUAUCAAGGCCCACGAUCUCGGCUCACUGUUGCUUUUGCACAGCGCCACAUGCGACACGGCUGGACUGCGCGAACUCGCCUCUCUUGCCGAGACAGCGACGGCCAACAACGUGGCGUUUUCUGCGCUCUGGCAGAUUGGCGAUGUGCAGGCGUGCAUUGAUCUUCUGAUCAAGACGAACCGGUUUGCCGAAGCGGUCCUCUUUUCGCAAACGUACAAGCCCAGCGCGACGGCGGGCCUUGUCAAGCAAUGGAAGGCAGCGCUGGAAAAGGAACACAAGACCAAGGUUGCCCGACUGCUUGGCACACCGCCUCAGGACGGCGAGGGUGACGCUGAAAUGUUUCCGGAAUGGGACGAGUACUUGAGGUUGGAGCAGGAAGGGGGUACGGUUGAGGAUUUGCUUGUGCAGGAGGAUGAGGGGGAUGCCGAGGAUGCGGAUGAGGAGAUUGCCGAGGGUGAAGAGGGUGAAGAGGAGGAUGAAGAAGAGGAGGAGGAGGAGGAAGAGGAAGAGACCAAGUAGAGGGAGAGAGGGGGG
Messenger RNA from Exserohilum turcica Et28A, 2745 nucleotides. RefSeq lists its product as uncharacterized. The transcript is spliced from 9 exons. Gene Ontology annotation, biological process: retrograde vesicle-mediated transport, Golgi to endoplasmic reticulum; endoplasmic reticulum to Golgi vesicle-mediated transport; intracellular protein transport. Gene Ontology annotation, cellular component: COPI vesicle coat. Gene Ontology annotation, molecular function: structural molecule activity; protein binding. The coding region runs from base 151 to 2730 and encodes 859 amino acids. The record is from RefSeq and is a predicted model, not a curated record. NCBI's taxonomy places the organism in Eukaryota, Fungi, Ascomycota, Dothideomycetes, Pleosporales, Pleosporaceae.